Messenger RNA from Sinocyclocheilus anshuiensis, 1743 nucleotides. RefSeq lists its product as uncharacterized. Lineage: Eukaryota; Metazoa; Chordata; Actinopteri; Cypriniformes; Cyprinidae. Bases 1 to 1743 code for a protein of 580 amino acids. The record is from RefSeq and is a predicted model, not a curated record. The transcript is spliced from 6 exons.
AUGUGUGGGGCAGUGCUGAAACAUUCACCAGCUCCCUCUGAAGAACUUUACCACACGACAAAGCUAAAAGAACCUGCUCCAGUCAACCACAAAUCAUCGCAUGGCUUGGACCUCAAAGACCUCGACAAGCUCACCAGGAACAUUGGCAAAUUCACCCCAAGUGUGCCAGUUAAAGCCCUUGAAACUCACCUGGAUGAGUCAAGAAAUGAGAUCAGUCGCCUAACACAACAGCUUGACUACAUCAAAGAGAAGUCCGACAGCAUCAGAGAGGAACUCAGACAUGCCUACGAGCUGCGCCCUGAGCCUGCAAGGACCCGACGGCAAAAGGGGGAGGGGGCAGUGCUGAAACAUUCACCAGCUCCCUCUGAAGAACUUUACCACACGACAAAGCUAAAAGAACCUGCUCCAGUCAACCACAAAUCAUCGCAUGGCUUGGACCUCAAAGACCUCGACAAGCUCGCCAGAAACAUUGGCAAAUUCACCCCAAGUGUGCCAGGUAGCCAGGAUGUCCAAGCUUAUCUGCAAGACGUCGAUUUCCAUCUGGAAAUGAGACCCAUUGUCACUGACAAAGAUAGACUCUAUUUGCUCAGAACAACAGCCAGCCCUGAAGUGCGCAGUUUCCUGGACUGGCAGCCUGCUCACACAAAGACUGAUUACCACCUGCUCCGAGAAGCCAUCAUCAAAGAAUUCGCUGACCCUGAGUCAGAACAAGGACUAGUGGCUGCCCUGGAGACGAAACAAGGUCGUCAUGAAUCUCCUCAAGCCUACUACAGCCGACUCAGAACUCGCAACGAACCUGACAUGGAAGAUGACCUGAACUUCAAAACUCUCUUCCGGAGAAACCUUCAUACUGGGGUAAGCCACCAUCUUGGCGUCCUUGCAUGUCCGCGAACAAUGAGUGCUCAACAGUUGCGAGACUUGGCACACAAAGCUUACGGCAAACAAAAGAUGGCCUCGGAAAAGGGGGCCAAAUCCACAGCAGUUCUUGACUUGAACACUCAAAGUCAGGGGCUGGCUCUAGAGGGCACCCAACAUCAAGACCAUGCCAAGCCGCCACCCAAAGAGUGGAAUGCACCCUCGUCCAACAGAGAACGGGUCUCCCACACUGAAUGGGACUCCCACGCUGGUACCCGACCUAAACAGAGUAACAACCGCUGGGAUGGACCGCUUGGACGACAACACUCACCCGGACGUCACUGGGAGAAAUCAUGGAAUCAACCAAGCUCAUUUGGAAACUCAAGAGGGAAAAACUCAUGGGAAUCCAACAGAACCUCCAAGGGAAAACGACAAACACACCCUGGAGCAACCAGUCCAAGGAAUCAAGUCCGUGGCCACUCACGUCAACCAGGACAAAACAAAGAUCUCAAUGACCAAACUGAUGCCCUCGCCAAAGCAGGUGCAUUACACGGAGAGUCCUGGACAUGUCCUGCCCUCCCACCCACCCCAUCAGUGGCUGCUAUAACCCGCCGCCAGCACGCUACUGGCGUGCAAACCCCCGCCUCCUCCCACAUUGAACUCUCACCUCAAUUCGCCGCUGAUGAUCUCCUCACCCUCCUAGCUUCGGAUCCGACACUGCAAACUAUUGCUGCUCACCUUUCAGACCCAUUAACUCAUCCCAUUUCCACCUCCGACCUAGCCUCUUCCUACGAUCUCCGCACGCUCAACUCUAUCAAGCACAUGUUGCAUCUCAAAGACGGUGUUCUCACAUAUUCUGAGCCCCUCACUGAGGGGCACAUUCUCUGA